AAAAGCAGUGUACAGUGUCUACAGUCUGGCUUAGCUGAGACCCCAAAACAGAAUCUUAUAAAUAUUUGGACUCCCAGAUGGUAUGAGGUUAUAAGGGAGUUUGCAAUGGCAAUGCUCUGGAAAUUCAUGAGAGUAGCUAUGUAUUCUAAAACAACCUUACCACUGAAAGUGAGAGGAAUUCCGGUCCAUUCAAGGCAUUCUUCUUCUUCCAAGUCUGUACCUUCAGAUUUUGCUGCCAGCACACCCUGCUCAAAUACUGUGGAACUGUUUGGUAAAUCUUAUCCUCAGGAUGACUACAGCAAUGUCACAGGGAAGAUUCUUUCCAAAGUGGGGAAGAACUUGCAUAACAAAAAGCAUCACCCUUUGUGGCUAAUCAAGGAGCAGGUGAAGGACCACUUUUACAAGCAAUAUAUAGGACGACGUGGGACUCCGCUCUUUUCUGUCUACGAUGGUCUUUCUCCAGUGGUUACAGUACAGCAGAAUUUUGAUAGUUUACUUAUACCACAAAACCAUGCCAGCAGAAAGAAAGAGGAUAACUAUUACUUGAAUCGUGAUCACAUGCUAAGAGCACACACAUCAGCACACCAGUGGGACUUGAUACACUCAGGCCUAGAUGCAUUUCUGGCUGUGGGAGAUGUCUACCGCCGUGAUACAAUUGAUAACACCCACUAUCCAGUCUUUCAUCAGAUGGAAGGAGUUCGGCUCUUCUCCUGUCAUGAGUUGUUCUCCAACAUUAAAGAUGGUGAAAGCUUCCAGUUGUUUGAGCAAGGUCAUCGCACUGCACACAAGCAAGAGUGUCACACCAUGGAGGCAGUGAGGCUGGUGGAGUUCAAUCUGAAGCAAGUGCUCACAAAGCUCGUGACUCACAUCUUUGGUGAUGGACUGCAAGUCAGAUGGGUAGACUGUUACUUUCCGUUUACUCACCCUUCCUUUGAGAUGGAGAUCAACUUCCAAGGAGAAUGGCUGGAGGUCCUGGGCUGUGGGGUCAUGGAGCAGCAGCUAGUUAACUCAGCUGGCGCUCAGGAUAAAAUUGGCUGGGCAUUUGGCUUGGGUUUGGAGAGGCUGGCCAUGAUCCUGUACGAUAUUCCUGACAUCCGACUGUUCUGGAGUGAAGAUGAACGCUUCUUGAAGCAGUUUAUUGUGCCUCACAUUUGCCAAAAAAUAAAAUUUCAGCCACUCAGCAGAUACCCACCUUUGAUUAACGACAUCUCCUUUUGGCUGCCUUCUGAGACAUACUCCAAGAAUGAUUUCUAUGAGUUGGCUCGAACCAUUGGUGGAGACCUCAUAGAAAAGGUUGUCCUACUGGAUGAAUUUACCCAUCCAAAGUGGAUGAAGUAUUCAGAGAUGUUAGAGGACUAGCUGCGUUCUUAUGUGCUGGUGAGAAGUCAACAGCUUGAAAACCACCAGUAGGCUGAAAGCCUCUAAAAGACCACUUCAUGGUCUGGAGUUCUCAGGACUUGCAGGUUCUUAGUGUUACAACAGCUGACAAAAUGGCUGUGCCAACAUCUUCCACCACGUAACCUGCUGAAAGUGCAAGGUUCCCCUGAAAUGGCUCAAAAAGUCUAUGUCCAAAAUCUUUCAAGUAGUCCUAGGACUUAGACUGUAUAUUAGUAUUUGACUUUCAGUCAGACACGUGUUCCUACACUUUUUUUGUGAAUAGAACUUAUAUUCCUUCUUCACUUACGCAUCUUUGCAAUCUUACCUUUCUUAAUAACAUGAUCAAGAAACUCUCAGACCGGGGGUUGUUCAUCAGCUGCUGUUACAUGAUAUAGCAUUUAGUCUGGUUAUACUGUCUUGUUUGGGGAGAAGACUGUCCUCUGGCAAGAGGCUGUGUAGAUCCCUUACCUCUGUUUGCUUGGUGGCUGCUGGUAUGAGGAGGCUGGAAAGGGGGGGAAGGGGCCUCAUCUGGAAUCUAGCAGCAAAAUCACAGCACAGGUGAGUCAGAGAUUAUUGUUUCCUAUUUAAAUGUUGAAUUCAUAUUAGGUAAAAGGAGGGAUGUGAUUACAAAAGCCAAGCAGAGGACAGACCCUGCUUGGUCAAGGGGGUCUAAGUACCACAAUAAAUGAUGUGAUCUACUGAA
This is a messenger RNA of Cygnus olor (mute swan), 2080 nucleotides long. It is a transcript of the gene FARS2, whose product is annotated as phenylalanyl-tRNA synthetase 2, mitochondrial. Gene Ontology annotation, molecular function: tRNA binding; ATP binding; phenylalanine-tRNA ligase activity. Gene Ontology annotation, cellular component: mitochondrion; cytoplasm. NCBI's taxonomy places the organism in Eukaryota, Metazoa, Chordata, Aves, Anseriformes, Anatidae. The transcript is spliced from 7 exons. The coding region runs from base 106 to 1359 and encodes 417 amino acids. Gene Ontology annotation, biological process: phenylalanyl-tRNA aminoacylation. The record is from RefSeq and is a predicted model, not a curated record.